AUUGGCAAAUUAUUGUAUUAUGUUCAAAAUUUAUAAAAAUUUAAACCGCCAAACCGAUUUACAAUUAUUUGCCAAUUCGCUCAAUCUGCAUUCGUCAAUCUGGCAUAUGGAUGCAAAUUAAUUUUUUUCAAUCCGGCAUACAGAUGAUGGAUUGAAAGUUUUCCGACUGCAACCGAACCAUGAACACCUCUACUUAAAACUGAUGUGAUCUAGAAAUAGAAAUAGAGUAAAAUUAUUGCAUAAGCAUCAUUUUUUUAAUUAUAAAAUGUUGGAAUGUUGAUAAGUUAAAUUACAAUGAAAAAAUUAAAAUCAUUUCAUCAACUUGAAUCUUAAAUUUUUAACAUUCUUAUUAUCUCAAUAAUUAAUUACAUAAAUCACUGAACCGACUGUUUUAUCCGCGUACCACUAAUUUUCUUGUUUGUGAAUAGUUUUAAAGUUGAAAUACUGAAAUUUAUGAUUGAAAUAUUCACAUAUAACUUUUGGACAAAUAAUUGCAUUAGAAGUACACCUACCUAGGUUUCCUCAUUUUUGUCUUUAUUGUCAUCAUAUCAUAUGAGAAUUGUAUCAUGUACCUACCUACACCACAGCUACCUACUGAAUUUGUGGAUUUCUCUCUCUCUCUUUUUUGUUUCUUCUCUAAUAUGGAAGUAACAGCGAGCUCUAUUGUUACCUCCAUAGCUUUGGUAACUUUGCUAACAUGGGCAUGGAAGGUAGUGAAAUGGGUGUGGUUGAGGCCAAAGCAGUUAGGGAAGUGGCUGAGAGAGCAAGGUUUCAAGGGAAAUCCAUACAAAUUGUUGUUUGGAGACACCAAAGAGAUGAUACCAAUGAUGAAAGAAGCAAGAUCCAAACCCAUUGACCCUUGCUCCGACGAUAUUGUGCCCCAUUUUCUACCAUUCCACCAUCACUGUGUCAUUCUUCAUGGUAAAGAUUACUUUCAAUGGUUAGGCCCAACACCGAGACUAACCAUUACAGAUCCUAAACUGAUAAAGGAGAUUUUAUUUAACUAUGAAGCUUUUCAAAAGCCAGGGAUGAACCCACUUGGCAAGGUAUUAGUGACAGGGCUUCUGGGGUACGAGGGUGAGAAAUGGGCUAAGCACAGAAACCUUAUCAACCCGACUUUUCAUCUAGAAAAGUUGAACCAAAUGUUACCAGCAAUGUACUCAAGUUGUUGUGAGAUGAUAAGCAAAUGGGAGGUAUUAGUCUCAACAAAAGGGUCAUGUGAGCUUGACGUAUUCCCGUAUCUUGAGAGUCUGACAGGCGACAUAAUUUCUCGGACAUCGUUUGGUAGUAACUAUGAAGAAGGAAAAAAGAUAUUCGAACUCCAAAAAGAACAAACAGAUCUUACAAUCCAACAAUUGCAGUCGAUUUACAUUCCAGGAUGGAGGUUUUUACCAACAAAGACAAACAAGAGGAUGAAAGCAAUCUAUCAUGAAGUGGGAUCUGUACUACGCAAUAUCAUCAAUAAAAGAGAGAGAACGAUGAAAGAUGAAGAUGAAAAUAAUGACUUAUUGGGAAUACUAUUGAAAACAAAUUUGAAAGAAAUUCAAGAAAAGGGAAAUAAGAAGAAAAUCACGCUAACAAUAGAAGAGGUGAUCGAAGAUUGCAAGCUAUUCUAGCUCACUGGGCAAGAGACCACCUUGGCUUUGCUUGUGUGGACAAUGGUCUUGUUGAGUAAGCAUCAAAAGUGGCAGUCUCUAGCUAGAGAAGAGGUUUUGGCAGUAUUUGGGGAAAACAAACCAGACUUUGAUGGGUUAAAUCAGCUUAAAACUGUGAGUAUUUUCUGCAUAAACUAAUUUUUGGAAUUGUUCUCAAAUUAAUAGGACUAACUACAGAACUUUUUGCCUAUCAUACUAAAAUCUUUUCAGAAAGAGAAAAAUGUAAUGCAUGAAUAUAAUUUGGAAGUUCGUGAAUUGUAUAAACUAAAACGGAACAACUGUCAUCUUCUGAAGAAGAAAUUUAAGUACUAGCCAUAAUUGAAUUGGAACAAGAAUAACAACGUAGAUGUAUACAUAUUAAUUUAUGCUCCCUUAAACUUAGAAAUUUGUGUUAUUUGUUCAUAUUUUUUAACUUUGAAUGAAAUAUUCAUACGUAUAACCUAUAAUAAAUUUACAAUAGAACAAUAUAUUGUGUGUAUUCUCCAUGUUUAGUGUUCUGUAUUUCUCAAAAAUUACUAUAUCGAUAUGUCUACGUAGCUUCUUAGGUGUGCAAAAAAUGCAUACAUAUGAAUGCAGAGCUAUCAUUUGAUUAUUGUAUGAAAACAUGACCAAUCCAAU
Messenger RNA from Camellia sinensis, 2273 nucleotides. Lineage: Eukaryota; Viridiplantae; Streptophyta; Magnoliopsida; Ericales; Theaceae. The record is from RefSeq and is a predicted model, not a curated record.